AUGGGCUGGGUCCAUAAUCUGACCGUCCCUGAUCCGCACAGUCAUGUUCCCCGCGUCAUUGCCGUCUGUUUGACCUUUUCCAUCACGGCCUGUCUGGCCGUGGCGAUGCGAUUGUACAUCCGGAUUGACAUGAAACGGUCCGCCUGGGUGGAUGAUUUCGCGUCGCUAUGGAGUGCCGUGUUAGCCAUGGCCUAUGGGGGGGUUGCAGUUGCGCAGACAAGAUGGGGAUUAGGACUGGAUUCCGCGUACUUUCCGGAUGAGAACGUGGUCAUGUUCAGCAAGAUCCAAUAUGCCGGCGGGCCGAUCUACACGCUGGCACUGCUGGGGUUCAAAGUCUCGCUGCUCUCAUCGUACCUCCGCAUUGGGGGGUUCGUGUCUGUGUACCGGGCAAUUAUCAUCGUGGCUAUUGUGGCCGUGGUGUGCAAUCAGUUGAUCUUUACGUUUCUGUUGUGUUUUGCAUGUGAUCCGGUAUCUCGACAAUGGGAUAUGACGAUUGAAGGGUCGUGUAUAGAUACUGUUGCUUCUUAUUACGCUCUCGCAGGAACCAGCCUCGGCUUCGACAUCAUCAUCAUUGCCCUCCCCCUCCCAGUCCUCUGGACCUUACAACUCCGUCUCCGCCAAAAGAUCGUCCUAGUCGGCGUCUUCGCCCUCGGCUUCUUCAUAACCAUAAUCCAAAUCAUCCGAAUCUUCACCAUCAAAAACCUCAAAACCUACACAGACAGCCAACCCAUCGUUCUCUGGUCCGACGUGGAAAUCUCCCUCGGCGUGAUUAUCACCUGCAUCCCGACCUACGGACCGUUCUUCCACGCGUUCGCAUCAUCCCUCUCUUCAUCGUAUAAUCAACAUUAUGGACAUCGGAAUAAUUAUACCUUUCAUGGCGAGAAUGGAUCACCGGGGUCAUCGACGUCCCCGCAUUCAUAUCAGUUACGGAAGGCAGGGACGGGGACGGGGACAGGGAACGGGGAAAAAGAGCGGAAGAAGAGAAAGCAGAGUCGGGAUUUGGCGGACGCGUCGUUGGAUGAGGUGGCGAGGGGGUUUGGGGUUGCGGUGGGGUUGGAGAGUGGGUUGUUGUUUGGGAGUGAGGGUUUGGGGGGGGAGGGGGAGGGUGCUGUUUCGAGGAGUGGGAGUCCCGGUUUGAGUGUUCGGCGGAGUGGUAGUAUUUCUCGGAGUGUGAGUAGGAGUCGAAGUCGGAGUCCUGGUCCUGGGUUUGGGGUCGGAGGCAUCGGGGGAGGCGGGGUCUGGGAUGGGGGCAGUGCGCAGACGACAGUCAUUAGUAGUUUGCCGAGGGCGAGGACGGCGGAGUCGAGGACCGGGAGUGAGGUUGGGUUCUUUGCAGCAGGGGCAGGGGAGGAUGGGGGCAUGUUGGAGGCGGGGACGGGGUUUCCGUUUGGGAGUCUUAUGGGAGGGGGGAGGGGGAUUACGAGGAGUGUGAGUGGGUGUGGGAGUGGGAGGGGAUUGCAGAUUCAGAAGGUGACGGAGGUGAGGGUUGAGAGGGAGUGA
This is a messenger RNA of Aspergillus ibericus CBS 121593, 1500 nucleotides long. Its product is annotated as putative integral membrane protein (Pth11). Lineage: Eukaryota; Fungi; Ascomycota; Eurotiomycetes; Eurotiales; Aspergillaceae. The record is from RefSeq and is a predicted model, not a curated record. The coding region runs from base 1 to 1500 and encodes 499 amino acids. The transcript is spliced from 7 exons.